CCGCGACCACUGGAAGCUCGGCAGACCUCCCGACACUGUCUUUUGCUCUCGCGGAUGCAGACAGGGAGUAGUCAAAUCGCCGGCUAUACGAGGACUUGGACAACACGGUAGGUGAUUCAGACGGGACUCUGUGUAUGACAACACAUGCAAACAGCCUAUGGUGCCUGCUGAGUGGUCUAGCAUGUCCGGACGUCCACUUAUCAGGAAAUAACUUCCAGUGGCGCCUUCUUCAAUAUCCUGAGUACGGUACGUUGUUAGCAAGAAACUGGCCAACUCCAUCACCUCAGGACGUAGGUAGACAUCUCAUGACAUCAAGGGUCUACAAGAUCCGGGCGAAUUUCAAUGUCGAGACAUCUCAUGACCUGGAAAAGACGUUGGCGCCGACUUUAUAUCGCUCGCUUCUAUUGCCGAGUGUGAGUUCCAAAGAUCCCAACUUCGCAUCAAGCAGCUCUUGUCUUCUUGCUAUCAGGAGACUACACCCCUUUCGAUGACAGUCCCAGGAUGGAUCUCUCUUGGUGCCUGCCAAUCUAUACUUUGAUGUCCGCUUUGCUUCUUCCUCUUGAUCUAACCACCGAUGGAAUGCCCUCUUCAUCAUCACCACAACAUGGCCAAAAAAGGCAAAAACAAUCAACAGCAGGUAUUCGCCAAUGGUCACCCACUUGACUACUAACCUACCGGCCUGUGGCUUAAGUACGGCUGAGCGGACGGGAAGCCCUGUUGGAACACAGCCUAUGGUCGAUUGCGGAAGCAAAUCGAGCUAUGUUAGAUAUAUACCUCGGUUUCUCAUACUUGCUUGAUCUCGAGGUCUGUACCUCUAAAUAUGUGCCACUACAACUCUUUCAGGGCGUUGAAGGUCUAUGAGUUAUCGUGAAGGUACUGCGGAGAUAACCCCAGGAAGGCGAAUUCAAGCUGUGUGAGUUUCGAGCGUCUAUGUUCUGGAGGAGGAAACAAGGUUGGAGAUUUGGGUCCAUAUUUCUGUGUCAGUCGGAAUGAGAAACAAGUGUCUGCGGACAGCAAUGUCAAAGCAAGGAAGCCUACCAGGCUGGCACCCGUCAUUACAGUUCAAUGAAGGGUUGUGUGAAUGUCGAGAACCUGGCAUUGGUAUCCUACGGCAUUACUUCACGGAAGGAAAAGGUGUGCCGUCAGUAAGGCUGCGAAAUCCGGGAGAUCCGAGGAGCCAACCAACACGAAUUCCCGUCCCUACUGUAGAAGCUCGUGAUCAAGGUAGCGCCACGUUCUUGAGGGCCGGCGAAAGCUCUCUUUGCCGUGUCCAACUAUAGAGCUGUGGUCGUAAAGGAAAAGGUUGGCUUCUGAGAAUAUGGAGUGCCUUUCGCGAACGAUCUGGCUCCUCUCAGGCUACCGGAGCCCUGCCCUUGUUGCAAUUGCAAUUGCACUUGUGCAGUUGCUUGUUCCUGCUUACUGGACUUCUAGUCGAGAUCGAACUUUGCUGACCUGGGGACAGUCGUUCGCAAGUCACAAAGCACGGAUGGUUUCCAACCGCAGCGCAAAUGCUGGACCACUCUCAGCGUGAGCCAGCGGUCAUCCCUCACUAGCAAUAGCGAGAGGCCAGCAGCAACAGGAUCUGCAAUGUGCUGUAUCUGGGCGACUGGAUCUGCCAUUCAGACGCCAUGAAAUAAAAGAAUAUAUCAUAUAGGAUCGUCAACCUCGACACCCCUCUUCACCCUCUC
This is a messenger RNA of Exophiala xenobiotica, 1688 nucleotides long. RefSeq lists its product as uncharacterized. Bases 135 to 491 code for a protein of 118 amino acids. The record is from RefSeq and is a predicted model, not a curated record. NCBI's taxonomy places the organism in Eukaryota, Fungi, Ascomycota, Eurotiomycetes, Chaetothyriales, Herpotrichiellaceae. The transcript has 2 exons.